This is a messenger RNA of Botrytis byssoidea, 1479 nucleotides long. RefSeq lists its product as uncharacterized. NCBI's taxonomy places the organism in Eukaryota, Fungi, Ascomycota, Leotiomycetes, Helotiales, Sclerotiniaceae. The transcript is spliced from 2 exons. The record is from RefSeq and is a predicted model, not a curated record. Bases 1 to 1479 code for a protein of 492 amino acids.
AUGAAUCAUUGUUCAGAAGUUCUUUCGGAUGAAACUUCCCCAAAUCAAACUGCAUCUGCGAUUUCCUUGAACUCAAGAAACAAGCCAACUGCAUAUGCACUCGUGGGCCAUGAUGUUACGCCAUCCGAUGAGGUUGAUAGGCAUACGGGUGCUGCAGAACGCGACCCUAUUAUGGUCGAUUUCCUUUCCAUACAUGCUACACAUCCUGGCAAACCUGAAGGAGAUUUGCCAUCUACCCUGAACGCUCAAGCUACCCCCCUAUUAUCUCACACGGAUCACGACAUUAAUCGAAAUAGGGUCCGAACCCCACCAACAAGCAUUCUACCUGGAGAUCCAUUGCCUAACGCGAUUCACGUCUCAAACUCAAUGCAGUCUCAUGAUUUUCCAAUGGCUAGCGGCCGAAUUUUGAAAAGAUUGGAAGACGAGGUGCACCAUAGUUAUGAAGAGCUUCGAACAUUGAGGAAGGAGAUAGUCGACCUGAAGGAACAAGGGUCAGAAUUGCAGCAGCGAAGUCAGCAGGACAGAGAAGAAUGCAGUCGAGCGGUACACGCUCUUCAAGAGAUGGCCUUCAAGUCGUGGAAAGCAGAAAAAUGGCUCCCUGCUGAGCAUGAUACCAUCAACCUUGAAAUUUUUACACUUCAGGCAGCAAUGACUGGAUGGACACGGGGUGCAACCAGAGACGACUCUUGGCUUGAUGAUUUAUCUGAAGUAUUUCAAGGAGAAGAUCAGGCCAAAGAUGCAUUGAGGAAAGAGCUGUCGAAAGUGAUGGUCUUCAAAAACGAUUUACUCCCUGAAGGACUACCUCAGAAACGGGCUAAAAAAUUCUUGCUCGAAGCGCUUCUUGCUCACCAUCUUUUCACGGAUGUUUUCUCGUCGCCAUUCUCUUUUCUCGGAGAUGAAUCAACGAGCUUGGAUUUUAUUUAUGAAACAGGGUUGUCAUGGAACAUUGCAGAUGCCCAUAGAUGGCGCUCUGAUACACUGAGGCUAUUAUCCCCGGAGCCUUCAAAAUAUGACAAAUCUGAGGCUGUCCGACUCAAGAUACCACCUUUACUCAAUAAUAGAGCAAACAUUCAAGCAGAGAACUUCUUCAAAAGCCCUGCUCGGUGCUUCUUCGUUGAAACCCCGGAACUAACGGCCAGUCUUCAAAAGAUCUACCAGCAGGCCGCUGGUCUAGCCUACCAUCUCUGGACUCGACGAUCAAUGCUCAAGAUAGUGACGCGCAAGGACUUGAACUCCUUUUUCCACAUCGAUGACCAACAGAUGGCUCUUCACACUAGCGUUCAAGAAGAUAUCGAAAACAGGCUAACAGGCCAACCUAUCAGUUUGGUAUUGUACCCCGGUGUUGUGGCAUAUGGCUUGGACGGUUGUGUAGAUUAUGAAACUCCACGGCCAUGGAUGCCAGCGAAAGUUUGGUUGUACAAGCCUUUGUCGGAAAAGCCGGAAGUGCUAGUUGGGGGGGAUUUGGAGAUCAAAGGAUAA